AUGGCGGCAGCGGCUCUGCUCCUUCCCAGCCUCGCGGCGCCCACGGCCACGCAGCGCCGCACCCACAGCUCGCUGCAGCCGCAACUCCAGCUCCAGCUUCAGCGCGGCUCCCUCGCCUCUCGCUCUCGGUCCCUCCAGCCUCCGCGGCGGCAGCGGCCGCGGCUCGCGGUCUCGGCCGUGCAAGAGACGAAAGAGGGGAAGGCGAAGACGGCCGAGGAGAUCACCGAGAAGUACGGGCUCGAGUUCGGCCUCUGGAAAGUGUUCAGCUCCAAGGACGAGGAGGAAGGGGGCGAGGGGAAGAAGUCCCGGACGGACCAGGCCAAGGAGCUCCUGGCCAAGUACGGCGGCGCGUACCUGGCCACCUCCAUCUCGCUCUCCCUCGUCUCCUUCACCCUCUGCUACCUCCUCAUCAGCGCCGGCGUCGACGUGCAGGAGCUGCUCGCCAAGGUCGGGAUCGUGACAGGGGAAACUGGAGGGAAGGUCGGGACCUUCGCGUUGGCCUACGCCGCGCACAAGGCCGCGUCGCCGAUCAGGUUCCCGCCGACGGUGGCGCUGACGCCGGUGGUGGCCAGCUGGAUUGGCAAGAUCAGCAAGGGCGGCGACUGA
Molecule: messenger RNA, 606 nt
Organism: Miscanthus lutarioriparius
Lineage: Eukaryota; Viridiplantae; Streptophyta; Magnoliopsida; Poales; Poaceae
Source: the annotation of a GenBank genome assembly